AUGUACGGAAAAAUUGUCUUCUACGAGGAGAGGAACUUCAAAGGUCGUUCCUAUGAGUGCAGCAGCGACUGCGCCGACAUGUCGUCCUACCUGAACCGCUGCUACUCGUGCAGGGUGGAGAGCGGCUGCUGGAUGGUCUACGAUCAGUCCAACUUCAUGGGGAACCAAUAUUUCCUCAGAAGGGGCGAUUACCCAGACUACAUGAACAUGUGGGGAUGGGGCAUGAACAACUGGAUCAGAUCCUGCCGCAUGAUCCCCAUGUUCCGCGGCUCCUACAGGAUGAGGAUGUACGAGAGGGAGAACUUCAUGGGCCAGACGAUGGACGUGACUGACGACUGCGACUCCAUCAUGGAUCGUUACCACUGGUCCAGCGGCUGCAUGUCGUGUCACGUGAUGGACGGCCAUUGGCUCAUGUACGAGUAUCCUCACUACAAGGGCAGGAUGUGGUACUUCAGACCCGGUGAGUACCGGAGCUUCAGGGAGAUGAUGGGAAGCAGCAGUACGAGGUUCAUGAGCAUGAGGCGCAUCUUGGAUUCCUGGUAUUAA
Messenger RNA from Tachysurus vachellii, 546 nucleotides. Its product is annotated as gamma-crystallin M2-like. Gene Ontology annotation, biological process: lens development in camera-type eye; visual perception. The record is from RefSeq and is a predicted model, not a curated record. NCBI's taxonomy places the organism in Eukaryota, Metazoa, Chordata, Actinopteri, Siluriformes, Bagridae. Bases 1 to 546 code for a protein of 181 amino acids. Gene Ontology annotation, molecular function: structural constituent of eye lens. The transcript is spliced from 3 exons.